AUGGUAAACUAUUCAACAGUGAGAGUAGGAAAGAAAUACUCGCCUUCAUUUAAGGUAUAUGUAGCACAGGGUGGGAAGAUAGUUUCCCCAUUUCACGAUGUUCCCUUGUAUAUGUCAGAAAAUAGGGAUGUUGUAUCUGUGGUCAAUGAAAUUCCCAGGUUUGAGAACGGGAAGUUUGAAAUCAAUAAGGAGGAGAGAUUUAAUCCAAUAAAGCAGGAUUCUAAGAACGGAUGGCCAAGAUUUGUAAAGAAUGUUUUUCCUAUGAAGGGAUACCUAUGGAAUUAUGGCGCCUUACCACAAACAUGGGAGAAUCCUCAUGAAAUUGACAAGCACGUUGGAGCAAAAGGUGAUAAUGAUCCUCUGGAUGUCAUUGAGAUAGGAGCAAGGAGAAAGGAAAUCGGAGAGGUUUACCAAGCAAAGGUCCUCGGGAGUAUUGCAUUGGUUGAUGAAGAUGAAUGUGACUGGAAAGUAGUAGUUAUUGAUGUCAAUGAUGAAAAGGCUAAAGAAAUUAAUGACAUUGAAGAUGUUCGGAAAGCUUACAGGGGGUUGCUUGAGCAAACGAUCUUUUGGUUUGAGAACUACAAAGUUCCAGAUGGGAAGAGUAAGAACAGUUUUGCUUUAGAUGGAAAGUACAUGAACAAGGAGUUUACUGUAAAUAUCGUCAAAAGUGCUCAUGAAAAUUGGUGUGGGAUGGUGAAUUCCAAGGGCAAUGAUUCCAUUUGCAAAGAAAAUUCUACCUUGAUGGAUAAGAUCGAUCCUCCAAUGAUUUCCCAUGAAGAGUUGUCCGACGAAGAGGCUCCUGAGUAUAUCAACCAAUUUGAAUUCAUUAAAUGA
Encephalitozoon romaleae SJ-2008 is the source of this 834-nucleotide messenger RNA. Its product is annotated as inorganic pyrophosphatase. Gene Ontology annotation, biological process: phosphate-containing compound metabolic process. Gene Ontology annotation, molecular function: inorganic diphosphate phosphatase activity; magnesium ion binding. Gene Ontology annotation, cellular component: cytoplasm. The record is from RefSeq and is a predicted model, not a curated record. The coding region runs from base 1 to 834 and encodes 277 amino acids. Lineage: Eukaryota; Fungi; Microsporidia; Unikaryonidae. The transcript has a single exon.